CGUGUCGCUCCGCUUCCGAAGGAAAGGAAAAGCAACAAGAAGGAAGAGCAAUGGCGACACUGGAUCGCAAAGUGCCCAGUCCGGAGGCGUUCCUGGGCAAACCGUGGUCCUCCUGGAUCGACGCCGCCAAAAUACACUGCUCCGACAAUGUAGAUUCAGAAGAGACUGGAAAAGAAGGUGGAAAAGGCAGGGAGGUUAUGAGACUUAAUAAAGAAGAUAUGCAUUUAUUUGGGCAUUAUCCUGCUCAUGACGACUUCUACUUAGUGGUGUGUAACGUGUGCAGUCAGGUAGUCAAGCCCCAGGUUUUCCAGUCACAUUGUGAAAGAAGACACGGUUCAAUGUGCAAACCUUCCCCGUCUCCAGCUUCUCCUCCCUCCAACAAUAGAACAUCCCUCGCACAAAUGAAACAGAAAGUGUGUAUCAGCAGCCAUAACCCAGUCAAUAGCAACUCAAAGCCAUUCAAAGCGCCCAAAGACAAUCUAGUUACCUCCAGCAACAAACAGCACACAGUGUUUUCUUCUAAAGUGUCAAGAGACAAACCAUGUGUCCCCGUUCCAGUAGUCAGCCUCGAGAAGAUCCCAAAUCUUGUGAAAGCAGAUGGUGCCAACGUUAAAAUGAAUUCAUCCAACAACCCAAACUCCUCCACAGCUUCUUCAACCUCCUCUUUGACAAAACAGACUGUGAUCCCUAAGACAGUACCACAAUCACCAGAAAAGAUACUCAAUGGAAAGGGAAUAGCAUCCCUAGAGAAGAAGCACCAAAACGGUACCAAAAACAGUAAUAAGCCUUACAAACGACUUUCUGAAAGAGAAUUUGACCCAAACAAACACUGCGGAGUAUUGGAUCCUGAGACGAAGAAACCAUGCACAAGAUCACUCACUUGCAAGACUCAUUCACUAAAUCACCGACGUGCAGUCCCUGGUCGCAUAAUACCAUUUGACAUCCUCUUAGCUGAACACAAAGCUCGGUCGAGGGAAAAAGAAGUAACGAAAGACAAAGAGCAUCCCCAGUCCACGCGUGAAACUCAUCUGAACCAACCCACACCAGCACAAGAACAGUCAUCAGGGCCAUCUGCAAAUUCUGUUCUGGAACCAAAAGUGACAUCUCCGGCAAAAGCCAGACCUCCCAACUCUGUUCUACCUAGACCAUUGACUGCAAACAGCAUUAACAGCACGAAUCCCUCAAACCACAGUGCUUUUGUGACAGAGCUGCCUGUUAAUUCUACAUCAGGGGAUCUGGCGUCUCGGCUGUCAAGUGAUGAGGGGGAAAUUGAGGGGGUGGAGGAAGCAGAUAAAUUAGACUGUUACUAUUCUGGACACCAUCCUAAACCACUUGCGUUUUGUUCAUUCGGCAGUCGCUUAAUGGGAAGAGGAUAUUAUGUCUUCGAUAGGCGAUGGGACCGGUUUCGUUUUGCAUUAAAUUCCAUGGUUGAGAGACACUUGAAUUCACAAAUGUGGAAAAAAAUUCCUCCAGCUGCGGAUAGUGCAAUACCUUCUUCUGCAGCACAUGUUAACAGUCCUUUCCCUGCAUCUGUUCUGCAGCCCUUCAGCAGCCCAAAUUCGGUUUACCUUCCUUCCCCUCCCACUAAUUCAAGAACGCAUUCUUCUUACAUGGUUACCUCUGGCAUGUUGUCAAAUGCACCAUUUGUUCCAUCUUCUGAAACGAACUCGGUCACAUCACACAGCGCAACGUUCCCCCAUGUUGCAACCACACUCAAUAUUAUGGAUUCCACUUUCAAGGCUCCCUCAGCUGUGUCUCCUUUGCCAACCACCAACGCUUCACCUUCCCAUAAACCAUCUAAAACAAAGCCCAGCAAGUCAUCUAAGGCAAAAGACUUGUCUUCACGGAGUGAGGAGACCUCAGUUAACAAAAAGAAAAAGCCUCAAACGCCACCUUCCUCCUCGUCCUCCUCGUUACCUUUGCAGACUUCCUCCUCGUCUUCGUUUUCAGGGUCCCACAAAAAAAACUGUGUCUUGAACUCUAGUACAACGUUGAACAGUUAUCAGGCAACUUCUUCCUAUAACAGUGUGUCUGUGCACAAUGCAAACAAUGGAACAAGCCCAAUCAGUGCCAAACUGGAAUCUCCAGGAAGGACUUCUUUAUCCGGUAGCUCAACGGAUUCUAUAAAACACAUGAGCAUGGUUGUUAGCAGUAUUGACUCCAGCCUGUCAGUUUCUUCCCUUGUGCACCACCCUGGGGAGCACACGCUGGCAGCCCACAAUGCAGUGUCCUCGCUGCCUCUCCCUUUCGAUAAAUCGGAGGGGAAGAAGCGAAAAAACUCUAGCACUAGUAGCAAGGCCUGCAAAAUCACUAAAAUGCCUGGUAUGAACAGUGUUCACAAAAAGAGCACCACCAACCUUAUAUCUUCUGUGCCAGAUCCCCCAAACAGUUCUAUCUCCAGACAGAUGGGGAAAAGUAGCAGUGUAGCGUUAUCACAGCCUACUCCUUCAAGUACGUCAAACCCUGCACACAACAAGCAAAAGACGUCAAACCGCACUGGCAGGAUAAGGACGCUUCCGUGACAUUGGAAACCAGCGGAUUACCUUUAGAUCUCAGCAGUCCUACUCCACAAGCUGUACAUUUGCCCUACACAGGGACAGUGUCGCCUUUCAUAAUUACAUGAUGGAGACAUGUUAGUCUAAAGUUUACAGAACCAAACUGGGUGUUGUUCCUUUGCCACUUAUGGUUUCCAUUGGUUGCUGUUUUCCUGCUCUUCUGUAGAAUUACCUUCUUCAUAACCUCAAAGGUUGAUUAAGGGAAAACACGAUUCUUUAAUCUUGAUCUGCCUAAAAACCCUUUCUGCUAGUGGGAUCUGCUUUUCUACCCUUGCUAACUGUGAAAAGAUGACAUCUGCUAGAUUUGUCUUUUGCUCUUUAAUUCCUCUUUCCCCAGCAGUACCUUGCUGUGAUUUACCCCACAGUAGGAGGUGCAGUCUCACUUCAAUAUCACUCAUUUCAAACAAUGCUCCAGAAGGCUUGUAUAAUCACAGAAUGUGGAUGAGUUCAACAGUGAGUUCAUUAAUCUGUCUUCAAAAGAAGGUGGGAGGUCAACAUGCCACUGGAAGGGUGAAUUACAUUUUACAUUUACCUUUGCUAGAACAUGCUGCAUGUCAAUAUUCUGCAUGUCCUUGAAUUAGGCAUGGCAAGGCAGAAGUGAACUCUAGAAGUAAGCCCUUUUUCAAAAGUGUUCUCAGCCAUAUGAACUUAGUUUCAUGUACAAGUAUAAAAUUAGCACAGUUGCUUUAACAUUAGUAUAUAUUUAUAAUGACUACUGCCAGAAUAAAGCACUAGUGCAACAUUAAAGUUUAAAAGUGGGUAAGGAGCGUGUUGUUUGACAUCACGAAUGAACAAGAGGAAAAAGUCACAAAAGUGCCACUUUUUUUUUUUUUUAGAUUACUUUAUAGAUUUUUACUAUCUGAAUGCCAUUAAAAAAAAAAUA
Messenger RNA from Pelobates fuscus (common spadefoot toad), 3438 nucleotides. RefSeq names its product ataxin 7 like 1 (gene ATXN7L1). The record is from RefSeq and is a predicted model, not a curated record. Bases 51 to 2522 code for a protein of 823 amino acids. The transcript is spliced from 12 exons. Lineage: Eukaryota; Metazoa; Chordata; Amphibia; Anura; Pelobatidae.